AUGGUUCCUCCUAAGAAGACUGUUAAGAUGGAUUUGAACUCGUUCUUGAACGACGAUACGUUCGGUAGUUCGUGGGCUGAGGAUGAGGUUGAUUUGAACAAGAUUAAUAUUCCAAUUGAGAACACUAGUGCCAACACUAUUCCGCUGGAGGAUAUUGCUGCGGCUAAGAAGGCCGGUGCCAUGGGUGGCAUGGGCAUGGGUGGAGGUAGAUCGCGUCUGGACCCUGCUCUUGGCGGUGGUGCGAAGAGUUUCGAGAGGGAGGAGUACCCAGUGCCCAACGCUCCUCCAUACAGAGCCAUCAUCAACAACAUUCCAUGGGAUAUCUCUCCGGAGGGUGUUCAAGCCUGGGUUGAGGACGGUUUAGGUAAAGAAGGUGCAGUAGAAGAGGUUAGUUUGCCAAAGAGUAUUAAGGACCCUACCCGUUUGAAAGGUAUUGCUUUUAUUACUCUAAAGGAACGUGAAGACUUGGUUAAGGCCUUGACUUUCAACUCCACAAAGUUGAAUGAACGUACUGUCUAUGUCUCCGUUGCAGCUCCAAGAAGAGAAGGUUUCAGAUCCGGAGGUGAUGACUUUGACUGGGGUUCUGCUAGAGGUUCCGGUUUCCAAGCCUCCAGAGAAGAACCAAACUUGGAUUGGGGUGCCGCCAGAGGCUCCGGUUUCCAGCCAUCUAGAGAAAGCAGGCCAAGAAGAGAGGACCCAGAUCUUGACUGGGGUUCCGCUAGAGGCUCCGGUUUCCAAGCUAGCAGAGAGAGUAGACCAAGAAGAGAAGAACCUGAUCUAGACUGGGGCUCCGCUAGAGGCUCCGGUUUCCAAGGCAGCAGAGACAGGGAAGACAGACCAAAGAGAGAAGAGCCAAAUUUGGAUUGGAGUGCCGCUAGGGGUUCCGGUUUCCAAGCCUCCAGACAGAGAGAAGACAGGCCAAAGAGAGAAGAACCAAACUUGGACUGGGGUGCCGCUAGGGGCUCCGGUUUCCAAGCGUCCAGACAGAGAGAAGACAGACCAAAGAAGGAAGAACCAAGUUUGGACUGGGGUGCUGCUAGAGGAGCCCAAUUUAACAAAGCUACUCAACAAGGUACCAAGAAGAAUGCUGCUCCAGCUAAGGCUCCAGAGGAGACUCCAAAGAUCCAAAAGUCUGCAUUCGAUGUUCUACGUGAUGAAGAUGAUGAAGAUGAUGAAACAGAAUCCACUACUGCUCAACAAAACUCUGGUGAUGUUGAGAAAUUGACUGAAGAAACCAAACAAUUGAAUGUCACUGAAGAUGAUGGUGACUGGGAAGUCGUUGGUAAGAAAUAA
This is a messenger RNA of Nakaseomyces glabratus, 1293 nucleotides long. RefSeq names its product Tif3p (gene TIF3). Gene Ontology annotation, molecular function: RNA binding. Lineage: Eukaryota; Fungi; Ascomycota; Saccharomycetes; Saccharomycetales; Saccharomycetaceae. The record is from RefSeq and is a predicted model, not a curated record.